Messenger RNA from Penicillium samsonianum, 2766 nucleotides. RefSeq names its product ankyrin repeat domain-containing protein. The transcript is spliced from 4 exons. The coding region runs from base 1 to 2766 and encodes 921 amino acids. The record is from RefSeq and is a predicted model, not a curated record. Lineage: Eukaryota; Fungi; Ascomycota; Eurotiomycetes; Eurotiales; Aspergillaceae. Gene Ontology annotation, cellular component: cytoplasm; nucleus. Gene Ontology annotation, molecular function: protein binding.
AUGAGUUUCGGCUUUAGCAUCGGGGAUUUCCUCGGCAUCAUCAAGGAUAUUCAUCAUAUUCGAAGAGUUUUUAAUGGUGCGCCCGCUCAGUUCAAGUUUCUCAACGAUGAAGUGAGAAGACUCUCCAUUCUCAUACAGGACGUCGAGACAUAUAUACCAAACGCAGCACAGAAAAACAAACUGGAACUGAUAGCAAACGACUGCAAAAAUCUGAUCCAAGAUAUCUGGAAGGUUAUUGGCGAAUACAGAGAGAUAGGCCAGAAUUCUAGCAUCAAACAUGUUUGGAAACGCCUCAAACUGGACCCAGAAGACGUUCGAGAACUUCGGGAUCGGGUUUGUAGCGUCAUUGAGUCCCUCACUGCUAUUAAUGUGCGCAUCACCCAAGAUCAAGUUCAAGAGCUUGUCAACUACAAGAAUGAGGAACAGCAUCAGAAACAUCUCGACUGGCUGUCAUCAGAAAGCUUCGCAGCAGAUUGGGGCAAACCACUCUACCAGCCAGGGACUGGGAGGUGGUUCAUUGAGUCACCUGGAUUUCAGACUUGGAUCCAGAAUCCGGGGCAAACGUUAUUCUGUCCUGGGAUACCUGGAGCAGGAAAGUCUAAUAUGGCAUCAAUCGUUAUAGAUGAGCUGGAUCGUCGUCAUGGAAACGAUCCUAGUGUUGGCAUUGCCUACAUUUUCUGCAGCUUUCGCUAUUGUGAUGACCCUCGCCAGUCCCCAGAUAAUGUAUUAGCAAGUAUGAUUCGACAGCUAAUUCGGAGACUUCCGCUACUUCCAUCGACGGUUCUGUUGUUGUAUGAAAAGCACAGAAGCAAUGGCUCCCGGCCUUCAUUCAAGGACCUUUCCAAAGCCUUUAAAGAUGUUGUUCAAAUGGCUUUGAAACAAGUUUUUAUUGUCAUUGAUGCACUUGAUGAAUGCAAGGCUGUCACAAUAUCUCGCAUUCUCAGCCAAAUAUCCGAGACUCGGGCGUCUGGGAACUUGAACUUAUUGUCAACCUCAAGAUCUGUUCCCGCGAUAGAGGCGAGAUUCCAAGGGAGCCCUUUUCAAGAGAUACGUGCAAGAAAAGAAGAUGUUAUGAGAUAUCUCAAGGCUCGUUUGGAAGAUUGCGAGGAGGACUGUGCCUUGAUCCGAAGACCGGCUCUGCAAGAGAAGGCUAUACUUGUCAUCGCAGACUCUGUUAAGGGAAUGUUUCUAUUGGCGCAGCUCUACUUAGAUUCAUUGAUCUCGGCUCCUAGAUCCAAAGAGAUAAAUGACGAAUUGGAGAGAUUGAUCAAUAGAUCAAAUCAGAUUGAUGAGGGAAACAUUGCCGUUGACGAUGCGUACCGAGACGUUGUGGAACGUAUCAACAACCAAGACCCACGUCGCCAAAGAUUGGCCAAAGACACGUUGUCAUGGGUUAUCUGCGCCAAACGACCCCUCACUACGUUAGAGCUACGUACCGCUCUUACGAUAGAACUAGGAGAAUCGGAUCUAAACGAAGAAGAUCUUUAUGAUCUUGAAGACAUAAUCUCCUCGUGUGCAGGACUAAUCACGGUUGGGUCCGACGGUACAAAGGAAGUGGUUCAAUUGGCCCAUUAUACGAUGCAAGAAUACUUCACACGACAUCAGGCUGGGUUCUUCCCAGAGGCAGAUAAGACUAUCACGGCAAGCUGCCUUACUUACCUUUCAUACGAUAUCUUCCGCCAAGGAAUGUGUUCGAAUGACAUCAAAUUUGAAGCCCGGCUUAGUCAAUAUCCGCUAUAUUCUUACGCUGCCAAAAAUUGGGGCCACCAUGCUCGGGUGCAUUCAACAAUCGAUGAUCUCUUACUAUGGUUUUUAGGGAAUAGCUACGUGCUAGAUGCGAGUGUCCAAGCGCUAUUUUCCUUGAAAGGAUAUUACGGCUUCGAAAGCUAUUGUUUGAGAGUUCCAUUGGGAUUUACGGCAUUCCACCUGGCCGCAUGGUUCGGAUUGGAGAAAGUAUUGCAGUUUCUUAUCAGCCAGUGUGAUUGGUCGUGUGCCAGGGACUCUAUGAAUCGGGAUCCACUCGCAUGGGCCGCUUCGAAUGGUCAUUUGUCAGUUGUAAAGAUGCUUCUCGAUCAUGGGGUUGAGCCACUUCAGCAUGACGAAGAAGGCCAGACACCAAUUUCUCUAGCUGCAUUGAACGGUUACACUGAGGUCGUGAAGCUCUUCUUGGACUACAGUAUCGACCCAAACCCAGAUAUUGGGAAUAAAAUCCCUCUGACAGAGGCAUCGUAUGGAAGACACCAUGAGACCGUCGAACUUCUUCUCAAUAGAGGCGCACACCCAGACCCUAUGAACAAUUACGGGCGGACCCCUUUCCUAUGGGCGUGUUAUAAUGGCUCGAUUGAGAUAGUUCGAACUUUACUGGAUCACUCCGUUGUUAAAACGGGAGCUUCUGGCGCAUUCAACAAUUACUGCAUUGAUUUUGGCCGGAGAGAUGAUCAAGGAAACACUGCUGUUUCCUAUGCUUUAGAUCGUGGCCACCAUGAUAUCAUUCAACUCCUGCGCGAGAAAGGCGUUCUUCCAGAACAAGAUUCUCACAUUGAUGAAUUAUUCUGCAACUGGAGCACUGAUGCUAGGGGAGACGAUGUCACUGCUGCUCUGCCACAUAUUGGACCCGCAAUUGGCUGGCCAUUUAUCGACGCACAGGGAGUGUCGAACAAGAAGCGCAAAUGUCCUCGAUCGAGCUUCAAAUGUCCACUCUCACAUGCAUUGCUCGGAUACGAGAUGGAAAUGUCCACACCACUCUUGUGGGAGAAUCUUCGGUAG